Messenger RNA from Chrysochloris asiatica (Cape golden mole), 1282 nucleotides. RefSeq names its product transmembrane protein 143 (gene TMEM143). Bases 68 to 1282 code for a protein of 404 amino acids. Gene Ontology annotation, cellular component: mitochondrion. The record is from RefSeq and is a predicted model, not a curated record. NCBI's taxonomy places the organism in Eukaryota, Metazoa, Chordata, Mammalia, Afrosoricida, Chrysochloridae. The transcript is spliced from 7 exons.
ACAUGCGCGGGGAGCUCUAAGACAGUCGUGCGUUGGCUAAGGCUCCAGGGAACGAACGGGUGACGUUAUGCUGCACGUAGUCCGGGGGGUCUGGGGGUCCAGGGUCCGGGUCUGGCCCGUGCUCCUCGGGCCCCCCCGGGCCCUGUCAUCGCUGGCAGCCAAAAUGGGGGAGUACCGCAAGAUGUGGAACCCCACGGAGCCGCGCAACUGGGCCCAGCAGUACCGCGAGCGCUUCAUCCCGUUCUCCAGGGAGCAGCUGUUCCGCCUCCUGAUACAGGCCUUGUAUGACCCCAUCAACCCUGACAGAGAGACCCUCGACCAGCCUUCGCUAACAGAUCCCCAGCGUCUGUCCAACGAGCAGGAAGUACUUGGGGCUCUCACACCCUUGCUCAUGCAAGCCAACUUCUCCGUGCUAUCCGAGGAUGCCCUGGCCUAUGCUCUGGUGGUACACCAUCCUCAGGACGAGGUCCAGGUAACAAUUAAUUUGGACCAGUACGUCUACAUGCAGUUCUGGGCCCUGGGCCAGCGAGUCGGGCAGAUGCCCCGGUUGUCCAGCGUGGGCUCCAAGCGUGGCUUCUUCACCAAGUCGCCCCCUACAGAGAGGAGGUACUUUAAGCGGGUGGUGCUGGCGGCCCGGACAAAGCGAGGGCACCUGGUGCUGAAGUGCUUCAAGGACACGCCACUGGAAGGCCUGGAGCAGCUGCUGCCCGAACUGAAGGUGCGCACGUCCACCCUGCAGCGCGCCCUGCUCAACCUCACGCUGGUGGUCUCGGGCCUGGUGUUCUUCGUCAACGUGGGCAUGGUGGUGCUCUCCGACCUCAAGGUGGGCACCUCACUGCUGCUGCUGCUCUUCGCUAUCUUCAUGGGCCUGCGGGCCUCCAAGAUGUUCGGCCAGAGGCGCAGCAUGCAGGCGCUGGAGUUGGCGCACAUGCUCUACUACCGCAGCACGUCCAACAACUCGGAGCUGCUCAGCGCCCUGACCCUGCGAGCGCAGGAGGAACACGCUAAGGAAGCGCUGCUGGCACACAGCUUCCUGGCACGGUAUCCUGGGGGUGUCAACGGCUCGCCUCAAGAGACAUCCCAAUGGCUCCAGACUGAGGUAGAGAGUUGGCUCCUGGCCCAGUCGGGCUGUGACGUGGCCUUCAACGGAACCCGGGCCCUGGCCCACCUACAAGCCCUGACUCCCAGCAUCGGGCUCUUCCCUCCUCCGGGUUUUCCCAAAUUAGAGCAGCUGGCUUCUAUCCAAACUGAGACCCCCCCAGGUUAUACAACCCCGCAGUAA